Esox lucius (northern pike) is the source of this 5980-nucleotide messenger RNA. It is a transcript of the gene esyt1a, whose product is annotated as extended synaptotagmin-like protein 1a. Bases 906 to 4169 code for a protein of 1087 amino acids. The transcript is spliced from 31 exons. The record is from RefSeq and is a predicted model, not a curated record. Gene Ontology annotation, molecular function: lipid binding. Gene Ontology annotation, biological process: lipid transport. NCBI's taxonomy places the organism in Eukaryota, Metazoa, Chordata, Actinopteri, Esociformes, Esocidae.
CGCUCAUCAACUCGACUUGUUCACCGCCAUACAAUACCAGGUGUCAACGACUGUCUUAUACCGGUUAUUGUAUACGCACCUGGGUUAGGAUUAAUUCAAACCCGCUAUAACAAUGUGUUGCUACGUAUGCAUUCUUUGCCCAACAGCCCCUAGCUGAUUCUACGAACGCUAACAGUGAGGCACGUGAGAAGCUGUGGUUCUGUUAGUUGCCUAGAUUUAUAAAGUACAUACCAAGACCAGUCUCUGAGUUAAUUUGACCAUUGGAAAAUGAGGUAAUGCAUACAUACUGCAAUGUAUGUUUGAUUGAUCCAACGUAAUACAGUGUAGUUCAGAAUAGUUAAUUUCGCAUUGCGUGUCACGCAUUCGGAGGUCGUUGGUAGAUUAGUCUAGUCUAUAGACUGGUUAGUUAUAAUCACUCGUUGGCAGACGCUGGUGCACAGUACGUGGACAGUUUACAAGGUACGGAGAUAGUAGCCGAAGCUAUGUUGUAUGCGUAGAUUUCUAAAACGCUGCAGCGUGUUAGACACCGAUAAGUAUUCUAGGAGCAAGUGCAUUUUAGGGUUACUUUUCCUUGUUUGGUUUAAGUAGGGAUUUUACAUAGAAAACACGCCCUCUGACAAGUCUGACAAAUAUUAGACUCCAAACCCACCCCUGUGUAUGCUUACUGCGGGCAUAAGAAGAUCAGUUUUGUCCGUUGGCGUUGUUUACCUAUUGAAAAGGUGUAUAGGUUUAGCUGAAAGACUUAGCAAAACUGUUUUGAUCUUUUAGUUUGGAGUUAACCGCUGCACGUGGUUGAAAGGCUAAACUUAAUUUAUUAUUUUAUCACAUUUCUGAUUCAUCACCACCAACCGGAGCAGUGAACGCGGAACGGCAUUGGUAUAACUGUCACAAAAAAGGAUUUUGCGAUGCAGUCUGGGGAUGCGGGGCAGAGUAAGGGCACAGGCUCGGGGGAUGCAGACUCGGCCUUGGCAGAAGAGACGCUUCCACCCAAACCGCCUGGCCAACAUGCUUUGUCGGUGUUGUGGUCCUAUGGAAAAUGCCUGGCUACUGUUUUGCCAGUUUACUUAGCGGGAUACUUCGGCUUCAGUAUCGUGUUGGUUCUUAUCGUUCUGCUGAUAUACAUGGGUUGGAAACACAGCCGGAACGAGAAAGUAAUGCGGCUGAAGUCGGCUAUGUAUGCAUUGGAGAACGAGAGAGCAUACACUACUGCGAGAGUCUUUAGGAGUAAACGGGAAUUACCCCCCUGGGUCAACUUUCCUGACGUGGAGAAGGUUGAGUGGAUGAACAAGAUUCUGCAGCAGGCAUGGCCGUUCCUGGGUCAGUACCUGGAGAAGUUGCUUGUGGAAACUGUUGCACCUGCCAUACGGGCAUCCAACACUCACCUCCAGACCCUCAGCUUCACCAAGGUCAACCUCGGGGACAAGGCUGUGAAGGUGGUGGGAGUGAAGGCUUACACGGAGAAUGACAAGCGGCAGGUCUUGCUGGAUCUAUACGUUAGCUAUGCGGGUGACGUGGAGAUCAAUGUGGAAAUCAAAAAGUACUUCUGCAAAGCCGGGGUGAAGGGAAUCCAGCUGCAUGGGAAGUUGCGGGUGAUUUUGGAGCCCCUGAUUGGAGACGUGCCCCUGGUGGGAGCCAUCACCAUGUUCUUCAUCCGCAGACCUACUCUGGACAUCAACUGGACGGGCCUGACCAACGUGCUCGACAUCCCUGGACUCAAUGCCUUGUCGGACACUAUGAUAAUGGAUGCAAUUGCCUCGCACCUGGUCCUACCCAACCGCCUCACUAUCCCCCUGGUGGCCAACCUGCACGUUGCGCAGCUCCGCUCCCCUCUUCCGCGGGGCGUGGUGCGUAUCCACCUCCUUGAGGCGGAGAACCUGACAGCCAAGGACACCGUCAUUAAGGGGAUAAUAGAUGGCAAGUCAGAUCCGUACGCUGUGCUGCGAGUGGGGACCCAGACCUUCACCUCCCAAACUGUGGACAGCAACCUCAACCCACAGUGGAGGGAGAUGUUCGAGGUGAUUGUCCACGAAGUGCCUGGUCAGGAGUUGGAGGUGGAGGUAUUUGACAAAGACCAAAACCAAGAUGAUUUCUUGGGCAGGAUCAAGAUGGAUCUAGAUAUUGUGCACAAGGCCAGAGUUUUAGAUGAGUGGUUCACGCUGAAGGAUGCGCCGUCGGGCAGCGUUCACCUCCGCCUGGAGUGGCUCUCUCUGCUGUCCUCUGCUGACCGACUCAGUGAGGUCAUCCAGAGGAACCAGAAUGUCAUCUGUAAGGCCACAGACCCUCCUUCUGCAGCCAUCCUGGCUGUCUACCUGGACCGGGCUCAAGACCUCCCUUUGAAGAAGGGCAAUAAGGACCCCAGCCCCAUGGUGCAGCUCUCUGUUCAGGACACAACCAAGGAGAGCAGGACAUGUAAUCUGACCACCAACCCAGUAUGGGAAGAAGCCUUCACCUUCUAUAUUCAUGACCCCCGCACACAGGACAUCGACAUUCAGGUGAAGGACGAUGACAGGGCUAAUUCUCUGGGCAGUCUGUCCAUCCCUUUGAGUCGUCUGCUGGCCAGCCCUGACCUCACUAUGGACCAGUGGUUCCAGCUGGAUGGCCUUGGCCGGAUCUAUAUCAACGCUGUUCUGAGGGUGCUGUAUUUGAAUGAAGAUGCGUCACCAACCAGCCCAGUGUCACCCCACCCCCCCAGCCCUGGCUCUGGCCACAUAGAGGGGGGUGUCACAUCAGAGGAAUUCCCUGGGGGAGUGAAUGGAGCCCCCAAACCUGUACCCACCCGACCCCUACAGACCACUCCUGACCCGGACUUCGCUAGUGAGGGGGUUCUGCGUAUUCACCUGGUGGAGGCCACUAACCUGAUUGCCAAAGACAACUUCAUGGGGGGAAUGGUGAAAGGGAAAAGCGACCCCUAUGUCAAGAUCCGGGUUGGCGGAAUCACAUUCCGCAGCCACACCAUCAAAGAGAACCUGAACCCCUACUGGAACGAGCUCUACGAGAUCAUCUUAACACAGCUACCGGGUCAGGAGAUCCAGUUUGAGCUGUUUGACAAAGAUCUGGAUCAAGAUGAUUUCUUGGGCAGGUUCAAACUAAACCUGAAAGACAUCAUCAGCCCACAGUUCACUGAUGAGUGGUACACUCUGAAUGAUGUGAAGUCAGGUCGGGUUCACUUAAUCAUGGAGUGGCUCCCCAGGGUUUCAGAGUCCGCUAGACUAGAUCAGGUCCUCCAGUACCAGGCCCGGCAGCAGUACCAGAACAAGGCAGUGCCGUCAUCUGCUCUGCUGUUUGUGUACCUGGAGAGAGCCUACGGCCUGCCGUUGAAGAAGAAUGGAAAGGAGCCAAAGGUUGGGGCAGAGGUAGUGCUGAAAGCCACAUCAUUCAGGACCAAGCUGUGCGAGCGCUCUACCUCUCCUCGUUGGGAUGAAGCUUUCCAGUUCCUGGUUCGUGACCCCAAAGAGGAAAUACUUGUAGUGAAGCUUUCCCACAGCUGGGGCCAGGCCCUGGGCACAUUGGUCCUGCCCCUGAGAGAGGUUUUGUCGGAGCAGGGACUGGUGCUGGACCGGUGGCUCAGUCUGGACGGGGCCCUUCCUGAGAGCCAGGUCCUGCUGAGGGCCACACUCAAGAUCCUGGACACCCAGCUGGCUCAGUGCCGCGGUAGUGUGUCUGGUGAUGGUACUGGGGAGGCCAGCAGGGAUGGCGACCAUGUCAUCCACAGACGCGACACGGAACCAGCCCUACGGCACAGAUCACCGCUGUCUCAGCUCGGUGAUCAGAGUCCCGGACAGGUGAAGCUUCAAAUUGGCUACUCGUUAGAGGAAAACAGGCUGUUCAUCACUGUCCUAUCUUGCAGGGGCCUGCCAGCUUGUGGGUCUGCUAAAGAUGGGACGGACCCCUACGUCUCCUUUAUUCUGCUGCCGGACAAAAACAGAACCACCAAGAGAAAGACCAACACCAAGAAGAGAGACCUCAACCCUGAGUUUAACGAGAGAUUUGACUUUGAUUUUUCUCUGGAGGAGUCCAUGCAGAGAAGACUUGACCUGACUGUCAAAAACAAUGUCUCCUUCAUGAGCAGGGAGAGGGAGGUCAUUGGCAAGUUACUGUUGGACCUGGACCAGAUUGACUUGAAGAGCGGUAGUGCGCAGUGGUAUGAUUUGGUGGAAGAGACCAACUAGAGUGCGGCUUUCGCUUGCCUGCAGUGCAGUGUUACUUUUACUUGUGGCUUCUUCUGUAUGGUUUACUAUUAUAUAUUUUUAUUCAGAUAAUGUGCAGUUAGACAACCACAAAGGAAGCGCUUACGUUGCAUACAUUCCACCAAUGUUUUAUAUGUAAAUGGAAUCAUUAUGAAUGAAAGAAUUGGUCUGUUAUGAAAACUCUAGAAUGAAAGGGUUCCUGAAUUCUAGAAUUCUUGAUUCUACGGUCUGUGAGAAAAUGUUAUUUAGAAUCUUAUGCAACCAAGUUGCUCCUAAAGAAAUAUAUGUUGAAAAGCACUUUAAUUCAAUUUUAAAUCAAAAAUAUUUCAUUCGGAAGUAUUUUAUUUCCGAAAAUGCUUUUAUUUUUUACUUUCAGGUAUUUUGAGUUGUUCUCAUAAAUGUAGUUUUAUCAUUUUUUUUUUACAAUCUGAAAUGUUGUCUGAGGGUACUUCUUUCUUUGUAGUGUUUCUUCUAUUGUUUCCUUGCUGAUGCUGAAAUGCUGCGUUGUAGAUUCAGAGCAUUUUCUUGCCACUGUGGAUGUUUACAACCAUGAUGUGACUCCUUUGCUCUUUGUAGAAAAUGAAUUUAAAAAACUUUAGUUCUUCACUUCUGUUCGAAAUUUUUAUAUGUUUAUACAUUGGCCUUAUGUAUUCCAAUACUGUGCACAAUUUUUUAAACUAGUGAAUGUGAUUUUUAUUACCUUUAUCAUUGAGUUGAUUCUGUUCCAAAUUAAGAAGUUUUGUAUGUUUUAUUCAGAUAUGUAUUUGAAGGUUGAUUUUAUAAUUCAUGUGAAGUAUUAAGAAAGUACCCAGAUUUUAACAUUUUCCACUGAGAAAGAUACACAUUCUAGCUUCAAGACAACUGCUUAGUCCAAGUCACUGUGCUUUUUUGUUGUUGAUAAAGACAACAUUAUAUCAUGAACAUGUAUCAGGAAUGUGUGUUCACGUUCCAAGGCAGAACUGUGCUGAAUAUUUUAAUGUGUGACUGUAUGUAUUUGUACGUGUUUGUAGUGACCUGGGUUCUGCAAUAAGCCAGUCUGUCAGAGUAGUUACUUAGAUGUUUGUCAAUUAAGCCCUGUUAGUAGCCUGUUCAUGUCCGCGCUCUGAUUGUGCCCAAACGUAUAGACAGGUGUAAAUUAUUAAAAGAUGUGUUUUCAUCUGAUUUGUUAAGUGCAAACAGACAAGAUCAAGAAGAAGGAUGCUUGUUAGAAAAGGGGGAUAACAGAGUCUGAAAGAAAGAACAAGACCCUGAAAGGAAGAACAUAAAAGGGCCUGUUUCCUACACCAGUUUAUACCUGCCUCUAAUCUUCUUCCUUCACCUAAAACUGAGCUUGAUUGUUUACACUUAAAAUAUGAUCACUAUCUGAUCACACCUGUCCACACAUACAAGCAUUUUCAGAUUUCAGACAGGAUCUGGAUGAAGAAUGUACGUUACAACCCAGUAUAAAUUAAACUGUAGAUACAGAUUGAGCCUUCUGCUGUAUUAAAAAAAAACCUGUUCAAUGGAGAUUAAAUUGAGUAUUGUUUUGUCCAGGAGAAGCCGUACUUUGUGUCUAGGUCACUGGUGCUGAAAGAAACAAGCAUAGAUUGUGGCAGAGAAAAGGCCCUUUCCCAACUGUCAUCUCACUGCUAAGGCUUGAAAACUGUAUUAAAAUGCAUGAAACAUUUUUGUAGACACAAUGAAGAAGCAGGAAGACGAUGUGUGAGAGAAGAGCGAAAGAGAAAGAGAGAAGUUAGCUGCUAUGCACACUGUCAUGUUUGUUGUUUCAGUAAAUGUUUGCUCCUUCAAAAUCA